Molecule: messenger RNA, 1494 nt
Organism: Xenopus laevis (African clawed frog)
Lineage: Eukaryota; Metazoa; Chordata; Amphibia; Anura; Pipidae
Product: cyclin-O protein B-like
Exons: 2
Coding region: 16-1494 (492 amino acids)
Source: RefSeq, a predicted model, not a curated record
AGAGAGAGAGAGAUUAUGAGCAUGGAGACUUCAAAAGCGAGGAAGCGAAGACGACAGAUCGACGGAGAACAACUUGUUUCCCCUGGGUGCCGCCGUGAUACCAAAAGGGUGAGGCACCAGGGUGAUCAACGUGGGACAUGCCACCCUUCAGCUGGGGACCCAGCACUUCAAAAUGAGCCUUGGAACACCUUAGCUCACAUAGGCAUUGGCCUAGAGACCUUCAAGGAGUAUGGGGAAGACGCCUACCUGCACGAUAAGAGUCUUGAGGAGAGAUUUAUGGCUUUGAACUUUCUACAAAGUCAGCCAGAAAUCACCACAGCGUCAUGGAACGUGUUCACCGGCCUGCUUAUCUGCGUGCACAGACACCAGAAGUUGGACUUUAGGUCUCUGUGCUUGACUGUCAACCUUCUGGAGCGGUUUCUUGCUUGCGCUGCUCCCAUCAAGACCACUGACCUGAACAGAGUGGGAGCCACUUGCUUCAAUAUAGCCUGCAAGUUAGUGGAGACAAAGAAAUUAAGGAAAUCAAAUCGCCUAAAACUCUUUGAUGACACCUUUACAAAGAAGGAAAUGAACCAACUGGAGCGAACCAUCAUUUGCAAAUUGCUUUUUCAACUGGCGGCACCGACCAUCGAUGACUUCUUGGAGUAUUUCACCCUCCGGAAGAAGCCUUCAGCUGUCCAGCUGACAAAAGAAGCCAUUGCCCUGACUGCUGCUAGAGGCAUCGCAGCACUGAGCCUAACCCACCAUCAUGAGUUUUGCAUUUAUGCACCCUCCAUGAUGGCUCUGUGCUGCCUGAAAGUAGCCACCAAAUUCCACCCUUCAGGAAAACCCAUCAACGUGGAUCCUGCUGAAUACCCAGACCAUGUAAUGGAAGAGUGUGUCGGGAAGAUUUUUGCUCUGAUAUCAUCCAGGCAGAGCUUUUUACACAAAUUGCUUCCAGCAGUGUUUCCAAAGACACUGCCACCAUUACCUGGAAAUGAAAGACCUCUUCCAGCAAGCCAUGAGGUUGAUACAUCAUCUGGAAGCAGCAGAACACCAAGGCAGGAGACAGAAGCAUGCACCUCCCGGCAAGAACCCAAAGGCGGUGAGACAGCCACAUCCGGAGAGGCACCGAGUUCCAACCACUUGGAAAUGGCCCAGGGAUCUGACCUUUCCAACUACCAUCAAGGGGUAACUUUUCAAAACACAUACAUUCCCUCAUACUACCAACCUUACAUGCACCCAUACAUUCCUACAUAUCCAUACUGCCAGCCAAACAUGUACCCAUACAUUCCUACAAAUCCAUACUGCCAGCCAAACAUGUACCCAUACAUUCCUACAAAUCCAUACUGCCAGCCAAACAUGUACCCAUACAUUCCUACAUAUCCAUACUGCCAGCCAAACCUGUACCCAUACAUUCCUACAUAUCCAGGCUGGCAGCCAUACAUGCACACAGACACACAUCCCCUUACUGACACCCACACAGACACACAUCUGCCUACAUACACUGAAUAG